CCAAUGGCUGCUCCUUUGCUACUCAGGGGCAUCCCGCUCCUGCGCCUUCGGCUGGCCGCCAGGCUCCUCGCCCCGCCCCGAAAAACUAUAUGUUCAGCCACAUCUUCCGAGCCGACUCAGCCGGACGAGAACUUAAUUUCUGAAGACAAAACCACCGCAACAGUCUUCACCAUGAAGGACCCUCCCAACUACAACAAGUGGAACGCUCCUGAUUACAGGAAGUGGGAAGAUAAAGAGAAUGAGAUUCUUCGAGAUAUCCAGCCUAUAAUGUUUCUUGCCAAAGAGAUUAUUCACUCCGACAGGUAUAUGGGUGGAGACCGUCUAACGGCAGAAGAUUCGAGAGCUGUGGUAGAAAAGCUUCUUGUUUAUCAUCCACAUUGUGAAGAUAAAGUUGGAUCUGGUCUUGAUUCCAUUAUGCAAAUUCUCUAUGGGAAUAUUGUCUUAUAAACCAUGUGAUUGCUUCACCUAAAGGAGACUAAUCAGAAAGCAUCUUGCGUGGUAAUCAUCAUGGAACCGAUACUCUUAGUUUCUUCAAGAGUGGGUGAUGAAGUUUUUUUUUAUUGCUUAAUUCUGGAUAUGGCAUAAUGUGCUGUAGGCUAAAAUCGUUCCUCCAAAUAAUAAUUUAAAUUCUUAGCUAUUUUUUUUCCAAACACUGAUACAGAUGAUGCUGGAUCCAUUUAUUGUUUGCCAGCUUCAAUUAGGCCACUGAAGAAUUAGCUAACACAGAAAAGCACCAUUUUGAAUUAAUUACAAAACUUUUUUAAUCUCUUCGAGCUGAAUUUUCUCAUGCCAUAAGUGCACUUUUUAUCUUUUCUAUGUUUGAGUCUGCAACCACAAGAGUACAACUUAAACAAUAUCGAAUAACUUUCUUUCCGUAUUAUUUGUUGUGUUUCUUAUGGAUGUUGGUGUAAAAUGUUCAGUCGUCCUUAUGUUAA
Messenger RNA from Pistacia vera, 935 nucleotides. Its product is annotated as protein DCL, chloroplastic-like. The coding region runs from base 4 to 447 and encodes 147 amino acids. The record is from RefSeq and is a predicted model, not a curated record. NCBI's taxonomy places the organism in Eukaryota, Viridiplantae, Streptophyta, Magnoliopsida, Sapindales, Anacardiaceae. The transcript is spliced from 3 exons. Gene Ontology annotation, cellular component: chloroplast. Gene Ontology annotation, biological process: chloroplast rRNA processing; chloroplast organization.